This is a messenger RNA of Plectropomus leopardus (leopard coralgrouper), 5700 nucleotides long. RefSeq names its product structural maintenance of chromosomes 6. The record is from RefSeq and is a predicted model, not a curated record. Lineage: Eukaryota; Metazoa; Chordata; Actinopteri; Perciformes; Serranidae. Gene Ontology annotation, molecular function: damaged DNA binding; single-stranded DNA binding. Gene Ontology annotation, cellular component: site of double-strand break; Smc5-Smc6 complex; nucleus. Gene Ontology annotation, biological process: double-strand break repair via homologous recombination.
GUUUGCAACACUCUGACCAGGAAGUCUUAAAAUAACACUGUGCUCGCUCCCCGUGUCAUUUUUUGCAGGCUGCUCACAAUCGCACAAUGAGAGUUGUUUCAAAAUGAGUAAGAGGAAAGGCACAGAAAUCAGUGAUGCGACAGCUGUCAAGAGCCGCAGAGUGACAGCUGCAGGUAUCGAGGAUGCUCCAGAUGAUACCAAUCAUCACAGACCGUCUUACAGCAGCUACACUCCCUCCACCACAGGAGAAAUCGGCCUCAUCGAGAGCAUCACUCUGAAGAAUUUUAUGUGUCACCAUUUGCUUGGUCCGUUCCAGUUUGGGCCCAAUGUGAAUUUCAUUGUUGGCAACAAUGGAAGUGGAAAAAGUGCAAUCCUGACUGCUCUGAUGGUAGGCCUCGGGGGAAAGGCCACAGUCACAAACAGAGGAGUGUCUCUGAAGGAUUUUGUGAAAACCAAUGAGAAUGCUGCAGAUAUAACAAUAAAGCUGAGAAACAGAGGACCAGAUGCUUAUAAAAGGGACGUCUAUGGCGACUGCAUCUCCAUCGAGCACCGGAUCUUCAGUGAUGGAUCUCGGACCUGCAGACUGAAAAGCAAAUCAGAGCAACUUAUCUCAAGCAAGAAGGAGGAGCUGACUGCCAUUUUGGACCACUUCAACAUCCAGUUAGAUAACCCGGUGUCCAUUCUCAGCCAAGAAAUGAGUAAACAGUUCCUGCAUUCGAAAAGUGAAUCGGACAAGUAUAAGUUCUUCAUGAAAGCAACUCUGCUGGAACAGAUGAAGAGGGAUUACAUCCACAUCAAACACACUAAAACAGUGACACGGCAGCAGGUUGAGAGACAGGAGGAGUCUCUGAAGGACCUGAAACAAGAGUUCCUGCAGAAGAAGGAGAGGUAUGAAAAUCUGCCGUCCUUCAGUGAGAUGAAGGAGGAAUUGGAGAAUCUAAAGAAAAAGAUGGCAUGGUGUUUGGUCAGAGAAAAGGAGCAGCUUGUACAGCAGUUAAAGGAGGAUAUUGAAAAGGAAGCAAAUAAUUUCAAACAACAGGACAACCUUCAGCACUGUCAGAAUAAGGUCACACAAGUAGAGAGGAGGCUUCAGUGCGUCCAAAGCAGAGUUGAAAGCCUGAGACAGGAACAAGAGUCUCUAUCAGAGGACAGUCACAAGUUGAAAGAGCAAAUGAAGGUCAUCAGCAAAGUUCACAAGGAACAGGAGCUUGUUUAUUUUCGGGCUCUGAACAAACUCAAACAGUCGGAGCAGGAGCAGAACCUUCUUCAGGAGAAAAUUAACAAAGCAAAAAUAAGUGUAAGCCUGAACAAUGAUGGAGAGACAGAAUAUACAAAACAGCAGAAGAGGAUUUCCAGUCUGAAAGAGCAGCUUGCAGAGCUCGAGACAGAGUGCUCCCAGCUGAAUCAAGAGAUCAAAAACAAACAUCAGGCACUUCUCAAAGGGAAGGAAGAACGGGAUAAGCUCAGAAUGGAGGAGAGAAACAUCCAGGGUCUGUAUGAGUCCAAACUGAGGAGGAAGAAUCAGGUCCUCGCCAGCCGAUCAAACAAGCUGAAGCGGUUUGGAGAUCUUGUACCCGACCUGCUGGGUGCAAUUACUGAGGCUUACGCCACAGGACGCUUUCUAAAGAGACCUGUUGGCCCAAUAGGGGCGUGCAUCAGUUUGAAGGAUCCCAUGUUGGCUAUAGCUGUGGAGUGCUGUCUGCGCAGCUUCAUGAAGGCUUUUUGCUGUGACAACUACAAGGACGAGGCGGUCCUCCAGGAGCUGAUGUGUCGCUAUUAUCCAAAGGCCAACCGGCCGCAGAUCAUCGUCAGCCCUUUCUUUGAUAAAGUUUACAACAUUCAUGGACGGAAAGCACAUCAUCCUGAAUACCCGUCUGUGCUGGACAUAAUCACCGCAACGAGCCCGGUCAUCAUCAACUGCCUGAUUGAUAUGAGGGGCAUAGAGUCAAUUCUGAUAAUCAAAGAGAAAGAAAAAGCGCGGAGGGUCAUGCAGCAAGGCCGACCUCCUAAAAACUGCCGCGAAGCCUUCACCGCUGAGGGAGAUCAGGUGUUUCCAAACCGUUAUUACACAUCCGACUUCAGCAUAGCCAAAUAUCUCGGUGGGGAUCUUGAGACUGAAAUAAGUAUGUUGGAGUCAGACCUGGAGAAUCUCCAGGCUCAGCUGUCCAGGUUUCAGCUCCACGUGACCUCUGUGACUGAGGACAUUGUGAGCAUGGAGAGCAAGCUGAACAGCACCAUCAUGACCCUGAAGAAGAGUCUGGCCUCUGUGAAUCAAGUCAAGGCAGCAUUAACUGAGCUGGAGACUGCUGACGAGGAGCAAACUGAUGACAUCAGCUCCUUGGAAGAAGUUGCACAAGAGAACCAACAGAAAAUCGAGGCAGAAAAACAGACUGUUCAUGAGGCAAAAACAGAACUCGACAAACAUUGGAAAUCAGCCGAGGACAUAGAGUCUAAGUACUCUGCUGUUAGAGAACGGAUUGAUCAGCUUUCUGAAGACACAGAGCCCUUAAAGGAUGAGCAGAUGAAGCUGGAGGCUGAGUGCGCGAAACAUGAACGAACCCUAAAGAUUUUAGAAAACAAACUGACGACUCGUGAAGAAAACAUUCAAGCUAUGAAAAGCGACCUCACCUUCAGAGAAGAAGAAUUACAGGAAUAUGUGGCCAAAGCCACAGAGAUCAGUCCGGAGCGGCAGCAGGUGACCAGCAGCACCAAGAGCAUCGACACCGAAAUCACUCGGCUGAAGAGGAAACUCAAGGUCUAUGAGAGCAACCAUGGCGAGCAGGAGCAGGUGAUUAGGGAGUAUGCUGAGGCCCUCUCCCUCUACAAGGAGAAAACCAACCAAGUGAGAGAUCUGCGGAGAUUCAUCGAUCGACUCGAUAACAUCAUGUCAGACAGGCAGAACAGAUACAAAAUCAUGCGUAGGUCCCUCUCUGUCAGAUGUAAGUUAUACUUCAAUAACUUUCUGAUAAAGAUGAACUGCUGUGGCUCUAUGAUUUUUGAUCACAACAAUGAGACACUUUUAAUCUCGGUGAAGCCUCCGGGCAGGGAGGAUGACGGUGUGAGUGACAUGCGGUCGCUGUCGGGUGGUGAACGCUCCUUUUCCACUGUUUGCUUCAUGCUCUCCUUGUGGGAGAUCACCGAAUCGCCCUUCAGAUGCCUCGAUGAGUUCGACGUCUACAUGGAUAUGCACAAUCGCAGAAUCUCUCUGGAUCUCCUCCUGGAGCUGUCGGAGCGGCAGCACCUUCGACAGUUUAUCUUUGUCACUCCCCUCAGCACCAGCAAUUUACCUAAAACCAGCCUCAUCAAAAUCCACCAACUUCAGGAUCCGGAAAGAGUUCGUAGUGAAACAGUGGAUGAAGAUGUUUAAACUAAGAGUCAGUGAGAGAAGUAUAAGGAACAUUUAUGUGCACAUUUAUGUGUUUAUUUUUCAGUUUUGCUGUUUGUGUUUGCAAGUUACAAAUGUCAUUUCAUUUUUUUUUUUUCUGCAAUGAUUCGGAGAUUUGUUAUGAAACAUGAUAAUUGUGUUGUUACUGUAUGUUGCGUGGACAUGGAGGUAUGUAACUGUAUCCCAUUAAGCAUGUCAUUUUUGUCCUUUGACUGCCAAGUCAAUUUUAUUUAUUAUUUGGCACCAAAUUAUAACAAAAGUUCUCAUUUUAUUGCCAUUUUAUUAGUAGCUUUGGUCCCUGUUUACUUCCUGUCAGUUACUGCUUUAAAAAAACAUUUUAACAGGAAAUACUCUGGGACCCAUUUUGAAUAUUUAUGUCGUCAGGUUUCAAACAGUCCAUAAUGCACACAGUGGUUCUCACAUGAGCAUGCAGUUGGCAAUGACGCCGAGGAAAAACUUCCUCUUAGGAGGCAGAAACCUCAAACAGAGCCAGGAGGGGUGUGUUAAAGGAGCCUUUGGGGUGGCUAGCUAGACUCUUGAUUUUUAAGCCCUUUUUCCACUGCAUGAUUCUGCUAAGCUCAACUAAACUCACUUUUUGUAUGAGAUACUUAACGUUUUUUUGUUUGCCAAUGCAGAUACAACGUAGUUGUUUUUUUUUUAAUUUUAGCUGGAGUGUGGAGCUGUUAUGUUCCCCCUCUGGCAGUAAGAGUAAUUGUGCAAACACUAUUGACUUAAGACGUCUGCCGCAAGUGAGCUCGCCACAUCUUCCCCAUCCAAAUAUAUUUUUUACUGAAGUUAUUCAUCUGAACUCUGAGUUUCUUUUUAUCUAGAGUGUCCACUCCAGAAACUUUUCUUAGAUGUUUCUUAGCACAGAAAAGUUGCCACAGACAUUCGAUGCCACUUCUGUAUACUUAAAAAAAAAACAGAGCUUUCCCUGGCAGUGAUGGACUUAAUAAGCAUUGUGUGAACUCUUUUGGAAAGGGCUUGAAUGUAUCGGACAUUCUUUUAUAUGUAAAAGUCCGGCACUCCAGCUUUAACUUUUUCCCACACUGUCUGGAUUUCCUUUGGUUACCGUUUGCUGCCAGCUGUUGGUAGGCUUCUGCAAAGAUCUUCUAGUUGCGUGUUGCUCCAUCCAAGUAGCCAAACAGAGGAACAUCUGCACUGUGUGAAUCAACCACAGUGUGGUUUUGUGGGCUGCCAUUUUUAAAAAAUCUGGGUCAAGUAAAUAAAAAAAUUCUGGUUAUUUACGGCAGCUUUGCUUUUAAAAUAUGUCAGGUUUGUGCAGGAUGCCCAGGGUGUUCUCUGUGACCAAUCAGUGGUCUGCAGGGUUUUAACUCCACUUUCUAGUAUCAGCUUAGAAACUUACAGGUAUUAUCCAUAUUUAGCUAAUGGAAAACCAAAAAAAAAAAACGUGUCCCUGAGGGUCAAUCCGUGCUGUACACUGUGACCACACAAAGAGGCAUUAGUAACACAAAUGUUGUACGUUUAGGCAAUCUCAUAACAGAUUCUUUUAAGAUUGUAUUUACUGUAUUGUACCUGUUGGUCAAAGAGGAUGUUACUGUGACUGGGAAGUCACUGGUCUGAUUCACACCACAGCACUCUUAAGAAAGAGGACAGAUUUUUCAGUUCUCAGUUUAAACAAGCAGUGGUGAAUGAUGCAGAUGAAAACAAUGUUUGUGUGUCAAAAGUUGUGCACUAUACCACGUUUAAGAUUGCCGUGUAAUAAUUUGUUUAGUUGAGAUGUUGGCAUUUAACUUAUACGUUUUUACAAAAUACUGUUGCUACUACGAGCAUUAUAUGAUGAUCUAUUUGUUAUUUUAUUUUUUUGUCCUUUGUUUUUGCCUUUUCUGUUUAGAUUUUUGGGGCUUGUUGUAAAUUAUUGACUUGAUUAUCGUUUACUCGGUUUUCUGAAAUUAAUUUUUAUAUUAUAUUUUGAGUGUCGUAGUUGAUACUAUGACUUUACAUGUAAUGUGUUUUGAACAAAUUAACGGUAUAUUUCAAAAUGUUACACUGAAAAUUAUUGCUAAUUUUGUUUAGUUUUACCUCAGAAGUCUGGUACCAGGGAGGAAGAUUUUUUCUGUAUGAACCAGGACUCUACUAAACCUGUCAGUGUUAGUAUUUUUACAGUUUGCUCCUAAAUUGAUGAUAUUUUGGCUCCGUGACGUAAAUUUGCUCACAGUUACUCUUGAGUCCUCUCCUCUUAGCAGUAGUUAAUUGUAUCUUCUGCAAAGAAUCAUCACCAUUUUUGCAUUUAAUUUUUGAUUAUCUCAACACUUUUGUAUUGGUCAUACUUUUCAUAAAUACAGGGCUCUGCA